Messenger RNA from Amoebophrya sp. A25, 1430 nucleotides. The record is from the annotation of a GenBank genome assembly. Lineage: Eukaryota; Dinophyceae; Syndiniales; Amoebophryaceae.
AGAAUUUAAUCAUGGAGGGCGCAUAUCCGAACGGAGCAACGCCGACCCAAAAUCUGCAGCUCUGAGCUUACCAGAUCGAGAAGUUGGGUCGGCUGUUGCGCGCCCCGUAAAGACGGGAGCUUAUGUGGCGAACACGGAUGAUCUGGAAGAUUCAUCUGACGCAGAGUUUUUGGGAAAGGAGGCAGAAUGUUCGCGCCGACUCUUGUUGAAGUCAAAGGAAAAUCUUGAUGACUACGAAGCACGAUUACGCAAAGAGAUAGACCAUUUCUUGAACGAGAAAUCGAGAGCUUCGGCGAGCAUAUCGGCAAAGCAGCAUAAAGGAGCAGAAGCUGCUAAGGUCUGGCGGCGGAAGGAAAGUCAAAUGCAACCAUAAUCGGCACAUUAGACUAGCCUCACCCUCUCACAACAUUCUACGACGCAUGAAUACCUACCUUUUCGAGGUAGUUCGAGUUCGACGAAGCGGAGAUCUCCACAAUAUUGAACAUACUGCUAGAUCUAUGAAUAUCAAAAACAAGAAGCAAGAGGAGAAAAGCUGGGGUGAAAAAACAUGGCGCAGUAGUACGUCCGAGCCGCGUUGGCGUGAGAAAAUCGAGGUCUAAAGCUUGUUAUUCAUGUGGCUCCUGCUGACGCAAGUCUGGCUCGUUCCUUACGUUUGAUGACUGCUUUUGUUAUCGAGUUUUCUCGUUACCGGUACCGCUACCCUUUUUGCAGCAAAAGACUUGAACGCCAGGGACCUACUUCGACUAGCCUAUCGAGAAUCAUGGCUCGUAAAACAGAAAAAUGCAUUCAGGAUCACAGUUCGUUUAUCUAGGUCUCUCAAGCGCGUCAAUGAUUUGACCUGCUAAUCGAAACGAUAUAAAAAAAUACAAUGAUUUUUUUGAAUAAGCGUAUGAUAGUAUUAUUAUACUGACGAAUUGUUGACGUUUCCUGGCUUAGCCCUGUCUCAGUCCCACCUGAAUAUAUACCUGGUACUCUGCUAGAGCUAGCUCGACUACACUAUGAUAGAUAAGAGAUACUAGAUUUUUGGAACAUCUUCGACUUCGACGACGAUGUGCAUCCAGAAGCAUAUGAAUCUAAUAAGUACAUGAAAAACUUUGGAUUUCCCAUGCACUUGGUGCUAUACAGUGGUCUUUGUCACGAGGAAUGGAAGCCCUGUCUUUCUGAUGUCGGGAAUUGGUGUACUAGAAGCAAGACUUGUGGAAGCUGGAAAACUUUAGAAUUUGCCUACGUUGCAGUCUAUACUUACUGAAAGAAUGGGCCACCGUGAUCGCCUCUCUGUGACAACUCACAGGAAUGGUUGGAUUGAGACGUGAUGAUAAUGACGGCAAAUUUCAUCAUCAGUGGCCUCAUUCUAUCUCUCAACAAUGGAUGCUGCGACCGAAGAAUGAAAGCCAAUGGGCUUUUUUGCUAGGAACGGCGGACUAGAGUCA